AUGAAUAAAGUUGCUCACUAUGGUGUUGGGUUCGGGGCUGCGACACUGUAUGUUGUCCGUGAAGAUGAUCCAUACAUAGGUCGGCGCACAGGUUGGAACACUUCACUGGAGGAUGAUGAAAAUCUUUGGCUAGAAAAUCCAGAUGAUGGUAACGUGGGUGAACAUGGCGAUGAUAGCAGAGAUGGAAAUUCAAGUGAUGAAGCUGGAAACUUUACUGAAGAUGAGAGCAGUUGUGAUGGCAGAAGAACUAAUGUGGAUGACAAGAGUUACAAGAGAUUUGAAAUAGGUCAGGAGUAUAUGACUAUAGACAGCUUUAAGAGUGCUCUUCACAAAUAUGCAGUCAAGAAGAGGAGGGAUAUUAAGUACAAGAAGUCAGAAAAGAGUCGAGUGAUAGCUAUUUGCUCAAAUGGAAAGUGUCCUUGGAGGAUAUGUGCUACCAUAAACAGCAGCUCUCCAAGGGUAGUUGUCAGGCUGAAUCCCAAUUUCUCGGCUCAACAGCUACAAGAGAAGCUCUUGGCAAGAAACAUUAAUGUCCCUUGGUCCAAAUGCGAGAGGAGCAGAUUGGAUUGCUUGAGGAAAUUUGAUAGGGAGCAAGAUGAGCAAUUUUCUAGGCUGUUUGACUAUGUGUAUGAGUUGAAAAAAGCAAACCCUGGGUCAACAGUGGAACUGGUGGUGAAGGGAACUGAGUUCGAAAAGUUUUAUGUCUGUUUUGGUGCAUUGAAAACGGGAUGGAAAGCUGCGUUCGAGAAGGAAAAUACGCCAAACUGGAGGUGGUUUCUAGAGCAUUUGGCUAGUGAUUUGGGCCUUGAAACCGGCAAUGGUUUGACCUUGGCAAGUGAUCAGCAAAAGGGAUUGAUUGCAGCCGUUAAAGAGCUCUUACCAUUUGCUGAACACAGGAUGUGUGCUCGACAUGUGUAUGCGAACUGGAAGAAGAGACACAGUGGCGCAGACUUGGAGGAUUUGUUCUGGAGUGCAGCCGAUUCCUAUUAUCCCCUAGAUUUUGAGAGAAAGAUGCAAGCAUUAAAAGACUAUGAUGCCGUUGCACAUGCUGAUUUGAGGAUAUCUCUUUGGUGUCCCUGGUCAAGGGCCUUUUUUACGGAGUAUUCAAAGUGUGAUGCUGUGGAGAAUAACUUGGGCGAGUCCUUUAAUGCUAUAAGGAUUGCUCGAACGAAACCCAUAGUGGAGAUGCUUGAGGAGAUAAGGCGCAGGGUUGUGGUUAGUAAUGACAAGAAGAGGUUAGAAGCUGAGAAAGCUAAAGGUGUCUAUACUCCUAGAGCAGUUGCUUUGCUUGAUCAACAAAUCGAACUAGCUAAGGAUUGUAGGCCAUUGGGUUUUGGUUUAGGCAAGUAUGAGGUUACAUACGUGAAAAAUGAGGUACAUGAUAGGUUUGUAGUGCAUCUGCGAAACAAAACUAGUUGCUCCUGCAGACUGUUUGUUGUUAGCGGCAUUCCUUGUUGCCACAUAGCAUCAGCUCUAAGGCUGGAGAGAGGAGAAGAACAAGACCCUAAGACUAGGAUUAGUCAAUGGUUUACCGCAGAUAAGCUUAGGGCGUGUUAUUGUACACCGCUAGGACCAGUGAAUGGAAUGAAUUUGUGGAAAGUGACAACUGGACUAAGGGUCACUAGGCCACCAUUUGGAAGUCCUGGUGGAAGACCUCCUGGAAAAAACAGAACAAGGGAAAAGGGUGAGAAAAAGAAGGAGCCAGAGAAUGGAAAAAUGCCAAAACUAGGAAUAACAAUGCACUGUGGAAAUUGUAGAGAAGCAGGGCAUAACAAGACCAAAUGCACCAAUACGCCAAAGCCAAAACCUCCUAAGAAGCCACCUGGUAGACCACGGACAAGAGAGAUUCCGGAUGCUCCAGGUUGGACUGCAGGUCACAGAGAAAGUACACAGCUGCUUCUUGACAACGAGUGGAGGCCAUGGAAUGAAGAUGGAGCUGGAAACUCAUCCCAGCCAAACAAACCAUCUGGUAAAGGUCGCAAGAAACAGAAGGUCUCACUCUCUCAGCCUAUUCCUGAAGUACCAAGCCUCUCGUCUGCAGUCCCUAAGAGGAAGCGUGGUAGACCACGCAAGAACGAGGCAGAGAACCUGCCUUACUCAAAACCUGAACUUACAUCUCGUUCUAAAGAGCGUGCUUAUGACACAGGACCAAGGCUUAUUCCACAAGAAGGUUAUGGUGUUUUCACCAGUCCAGAUACCGGAGAUGACUACAUCCAACUUGGGAAGUCUGUGGUGGAUGCACGCAACAACACUAUCUUACCAAGCAGUCUUUACAAAGCAAGAGACGCUAAGAAAGCCAAAACAAAUGCCAAAAAAGCUAAAAAUUCCGGCGCCGGAUUCGCAGAAAAUUGGCUAUCCCAUUCGCAACCUUAG
This is a messenger RNA of Microthlaspi erraticum, 2373 nucleotides long. The record is from the annotation of a GenBank genome assembly. NCBI's taxonomy places the organism in Eukaryota, Viridiplantae, Streptophyta, Magnoliopsida, Brassicales, Brassicaceae.